AUGACUGCAGAGAUGGAUAUUGACUUCACGCGCCGCAACAAGAAGCCGCGCCCCCUAUCUGAACACGAGAAAGAGAAGCUGGACGAGUUUGUCGACGCGAUCCAUUAUUCGGCGAGAUACUCAGAUGACCAAUACGAGUAUCGACAUGUGCAGCUUCCAAAGCAGAUGCUGAAAGCCAUUCCCAAAGAUUACUUCGACGGUGCUCGAGGCACAUUGAAGCUGCUGUGGGAGGAGGAGUGGAGGGCGCUUGGGAUCACACAGAGCUUGGGUUGGGAGCACUACGAAGUCCAUGAGCCAGAACCACAUAUUCUUCUCUUCAAGCGACCGAUCAACUAUCAGCCACCAAUGCACUAG
This is a messenger RNA of Cucurbitaria berberidis CBS 394.84, 354 nucleotides long. Its product is annotated as CKS-domain-containing protein. The record is from RefSeq and is a predicted model, not a curated record. Gene Ontology annotation, molecular function: cyclin-dependent protein serine/threonine kinase activator activity; ubiquitin binding; protein kinase binding. The transcript is spliced from 4 exons. NCBI's taxonomy places the organism in Eukaryota, Fungi, Ascomycota, Dothideomycetes, Pleosporales, Cucurbitariaceae. Gene Ontology annotation, cellular component: cyclin-dependent protein kinase holoenzyme complex; SCF ubiquitin ligase complex. Gene Ontology annotation, biological process: regulation of mitotic cell cycle. The coding region runs from base 1 to 354 and encodes 117 amino acids.